GAGCGUUUCGGGCAGUCCCGGCGUUGAGAUUUGUUGAGACGUUCUGGCUGAAAUACACGGUACCAGCGGGCCCUUUUCUCUUGAUCAAUAACAGCACAAUGACCACACCUGCCAUCGAUGCCACCAAGGAGCAAUUUCGCGACUACCUGGACAAGCAGGGCAUUGUCGACCAGCUCACCAAGGUCUUGGUGUCGCUCUACGAAGAGGCCGAAAAGCCCGCCAAUGCGCUCGAGUAUCUGCAACAGCACCUCACAUCUGAAGGUCCUGUCACUUCCGACUUUGAUGUCAUCAAGCAAGAGAACGAGGAGCUCAAGGCGCGCAAUGAAGAGCUGACGGCUCGAGUGGAGGAGCUGGAGGCGCAGCUGGCCGCUACCAGUAGCGCACCAGCGCCCGCCGAGGGAUCCGAGGAAACUGCGCCAGCAGCAGAAGAGGCUUAAUGCCAUGCCUCGGUCGUGCAAAUGGAAUUUUAAAACAAAAACCAGUUUUAGCCCGCCAAUCAUUUUUGCUCAGCUCAGGCACGAGGCGGGCUAGGCUAUGCGCCGUAGAUUGCCCGACCAAGGCUCAUCCACGGCGCUCAACUUGUGACCAUAUCAUCUGUCUUGUUUGAGGCUAUUGGUUUUCGGUCACGCCUUUCUGUGGCUACUUCUUUGUGCCAAUAUCAAAUCGAACCUUACAACUCUC
Monosiga brevicollis MX1 is the source of this 681-nucleotide messenger RNA. RefSeq lists its product as uncharacterized. Gene Ontology annotation, molecular function: transcription coactivator activity. Gene Ontology annotation, biological process: regulation of DNA-templated transcription. The transcript has 3 exons. NCBI's taxonomy places the organism in Eukaryota, Choanoflagellata, Craspedida, Salpingoecidae. Gene Ontology annotation, cellular component: nucleus. The record is from RefSeq and is a predicted model, not a curated record. Bases 99 to 437 code for a protein of 112 amino acids.